AUGUCUCUUUCACCCUUUCAAGCACCCAUGUCACACAUCUUCUAUGGCAUCCAGCUCGGUACAAUCGACUCCUUGGUCCUAGUCCUCCUCAUCACCAUCACCACCGCUAUUCCCGAUCAAGAUGGGCGACUAUUCUGCCGCGGCAUCCUGUUUUUCGUGUUCCUGUGUUUUCAGCUAGCUGUCGGUGGUGUCAGUGUGGAGCAAGGCAGAGAAUUCUGGAAUCCUGUUCUGGAAGUCGGAUAUGUGGUUUUGGGAGUUAUGAUUGGUGCGCUGGCGGUUUAUAAGGUGUAUGGCGAGGUUGUUCAGAGGAUUGAGGAGGGAAAGAAGGGAAAAGAGAAGGCACGACAAUGA
Messenger RNA from Zasmidium cellare ATCC 36951, 351 nucleotides. RefSeq lists its product as uncharacterized. NCBI's taxonomy places the organism in Eukaryota, Fungi, Ascomycota, Dothideomycetes, Mycosphaerellales, Mycosphaerellaceae. The transcript has a single exon. The coding region runs from base 1 to 351 and encodes 116 amino acids. The record is from RefSeq and is a predicted model, not a curated record.